Molecule: messenger RNA, 2308 nt
Organism: Conger conger (European conger)
Lineage: Eukaryota; Metazoa; Chordata; Actinopteri; Anguilliformes; Congridae
Product: chloride intracellular channel protein 5-like
Exons: 6
Coding region: 30-1403 (457 amino acids)
Source: RefSeq, a predicted model, not a curated record
CACACACACCCGGAGAGAGAGAGAGAAACAUGGACAACGACGGCAACGUCUACGAGAACCCCAAGGAGGAGAACAUGUACGAGAUCCCCGAUCCGCCCGAAGCCAAGUACGAGAACCCGGGCGCUGUCUACGAGAGCCCCGGUGACGGGGGCGAGGCGGUCUACAGCGAGGUACAGGUGCACGCCGGCCCGGGGGAGGGCGGGGAGCGCGGGUCGCCCGACUACAUGGACACCAGAGAGGGAGAGGAGGGCGGCAAGAAGGCCGGCGACGGGUCGUCCAGCGACAGCGAUGAGGAGGCCAAGGCCGCGAGGAAGGGCAGCUCGUCCAGCUCGUCCUCAUCGUCGGAGGACGAGGCGGAGAAGGAGGAGGAGGAGAAGGCGGAGGAGAUGGAGGAGGCGAAGGCGGAGGAGGCGAAGGCGGAGGAGGUGAAGGCGGAGGAGGUGGAGGUCCCGGAGGAGGUGAACGGAGACGGCGCGGAGCCCGCCGGGUCUUCCUCCUCGUCCUCCUCCUCGUCCUCCUCCUCCUCCUCCUCCGAGCACGGAGACGACCCGGCCAUCGACGGGGACAGCGACAUGCUGAUGGCCUACACGCUGUCGGAGGGGCAGACGGGCGAGGUCGCCGAGGCCGUGGACUACAGCCUCAAAGCGCCGGACAGCGACGCCGGGGAGGACGUCCCGGACCUGGGCCAGCCCGAAAUCUCCCUCUUCGUGCGGGCGGGCAGCGAUGGAGAGAGCAUUGGGAACUGCCCGUUCUCCCAGAGACUCUUCAUGAUCCUGUGGCUGAAGGGCGUGGUCUUCAACGUCACAACCGUCGACCUCAAGAGGAAACCGGCGGAUUUGCAUAACCUGGCCCCGGGGACACACCCCCCGUUCCUCACCUUCAACGGGGAGGUGAAGACCGACAUCAACAAGAUCGAGGAGUUCCUGGAGGAGUCCCUGGCCCCCCCGAAGUAUCCCAAACUGGCCGCAAAGAACAGGGAGUCCAACUCGGCGGGGAACGACGUCUUCGCCAAGUUCUCGGCCUUCAUCAAGAACACCAAGACAGGAGCCAACGCAGAGAAAGAGAAGGCCCUCGCGAAGGCCUUGAGGAAGCUCGACUCCUACCUGAACAGCCCGCUCCCGGAGGAGAUCAACGCCGACAGCAUGGAGGAGGAGAAGAGCUCCAACCGCAGGUUCCUGGAUGGAGACGAGCUCACGCUGGCGGACUGCAACCUCCUGCCAAAGCUGCACAUAGUGAAGGUCGUGGCGAAAAAGUACCGAAACUACGAGAUCCCGGCGGAGAUGACAGGCGUGUGGCGGUACCUGCAGAACGCCUACGCCCGCGACGAGUUCACCAACACCUGCGCGCUGGACAAGGAGAUCGAGAUGGCCUACAUGGACGUGGCCAAGAGGCUGGCCAAGUGAGCCCGGCCUGCCCGCCAAGCAAGAUUUCUGUUCGUGGAAAAAAAAAAAACUGCGUGCUGAUGCCAUUUUAGCUCCUCCCCAUCCUGACUCGAGACCUACGACACUCAAUGUCCUGGACCUGCUCGAAUCUCUCCAGACGAUCUCUCUCUCUCUCUCUCUCUCUCUCUCUCUGUCUCUCUCUAUACCUCUCACUCUCUCUGUCUCUCUCUCUCCCUCUCUGCUGUCUGAAAUGAACAUUCAGCUGUGAAUGUGUCUUGUAGUUCAGGGCCAGUCGCUGCUCAGUCAUACUAGCUUUCUGAUGCGUGGUGUGACCUGUAAAUUAUUAUUAUUAUUAUUAUUAUUAUUAUUACAUUAAGAUUUUCAUUUUUCAUUUAGAAUCAUCCUCGUUUUUGACUCUAGUAUGACCUGAGUGCUGAGUACGAGGACUUGGCUUCUGAAGACACUCACUUUCGUGUUUGUGAUUUUGAAAAAUACAACUUGUGACACCAGCACUACAAACGGUGCUGUCGACUUUGCGUUGUGAGCAAUUUAAUCAAUCCUGCUUUUGGUUGAAAUUCAUCCAACUCUGAGAAUAUAUAGUCGUACAAGUAGCAGCCGACAUCUAUCUGUUUUUAAAUGGCUUGAGAAAAACAAUCACAACUUGGAGGAACAAUAAAAUGUAUUUGAGACAGUUCAGAGUAGUACAGAACGGUCAAAUGUAAGACUGGGGCGACUCUCAACGGGGAAACAUCGCCACCUGCUGUCAAAUAUAUGGUACAAAUGUAUUCUAUUUUCUUUUCUUUUUCACACGUAAAAAUCUGCCAUGAUUGUAAUGUGUGUUCUGUUUGGCAUUUGGGGAAAACAUUUUUAUCGGUACGAUGCAUCAAAAUGAUACCACAAAAAUAUAUUUUUUAAUUGUCAAAAUA